Molecule: messenger RNA, 2029 nt
Organism: Cololabis saira (Pacific saury)
Lineage: Eukaryota; Metazoa; Chordata; Actinopteri; Beloniformes; Belonidae
Gene: ccnb3
Product: cyclin B3
Exons: 12
Coding region: 187-1482 (431 amino acids)
Biological process (GO): regulation of cyclin-dependent protein serine/threonine kinase activity; mitotic cell cycle phase transition
Cellular component (GO): centrosome; nucleus; cyclin-dependent protein kinase holoenzyme complex
Molecular function (GO): cyclin-dependent protein serine/threonine kinase regulator activity
Source: RefSeq, a predicted model, not a curated record
GUUUCUUUUCUCAGCUGAAACGCUGUUGUUCGCUGUGCCGCUGUCGUGCAUGAAGAACCACUAAAACUUGGAUUAUUUGCUGCAGUUACCGGCGACUAAACUUGCUGCAAAUAAGGAAAGAAUACACACGGUCAGAAGAAUAAGAGGAAUUGGGACGGUCCUCUUUGGGGAAUAAGGUGAAUAAGGAUGCCACCAACGAGAGGAAAGAAAGCCACGGCCACCGCCGUGAACCAAACAUCCAAGCUGCUGCGAGCAGCGUCCUCGGAGAACCAGGAGGAAGGCUCGCAGGUGAAGAGGUCCUCCUCUCCUCCACAUGGAGCUCCCAAGAAGAGGACUGCUUUCAUAGACAUCACCAAUGCUCAUAAACUUCAGUUGAGCCUUCCAGGGAGGAAGAAAGAACCAGGAAAGAAGGCGGUGAAGAAGAAGACCAACUCCACCUCUGUACCUACAAAGAAUCGAGCCAACCUGAAGAAGUCGGUGUCUGUGAGCUCAGAGGGGACAUCAACUGAGCGCGACAGGACUGAUUCGGAGGAGGACAAGGAAGAGGAACUGCAGAGUGGCAUCGUAGCUUCAGAAGAUGAGCCGACGAGCGUUUCGCCCCGUGCUCCUCGUGACGUGCCAGUACAUCUCCAGAAGCAACAAAUCCCAAAGGAGUUUGACAUAGACUCUGAGAACUCUGAGGACUGUUACAUGUGUCCAGAAUAUGCAAAAGACAUCUUUGACUACCUUAAACAGAGAGAGGAGAAGUUCGUCCUCUGUAACUACAUGCCCAAGCAGCCAAGUCUCAACGCGGAGAUGAGGGCCAUCCUGAUCGACUGGUUGGUCGAAGUCCAGGAGAACUUUGAGCUGUACCACGAGACCCUGUAUUUGGCUGUGAAAAUGACGGACCACUACCUAUCCAAAACCCCCGUCCACAAGGAGAUGCUGCAGCUCGUCGGCUCCACCGCCAUGCUCAUCGCUUCCAAAUUUGAGGAGCGCAGCCCGCCUUGCGUCGAUGAUUUCCUUUACAUUUGCGACGAUGCAUACAAAAGGGAGGAGCUCAUUUCCAUGGAGGCAAACAUCCUGCAGACGCUGUCGUUCGACAUCAACAUUCCCAUUCCAUAUCGGUUCCUCAGACGCUAUGCCAAGUGUGUGAGCGCCGGCAUGGACACGCUGACUCUGGCUCGGUAUUUCUGUGAGAUGAGUCUCAUGGACGUGGACCUGGUGUGGAAGCGGGGCUCUCUGCUGGCCUCAGCCUGCCUGCUGAUGGCACUGCUCACCAAAGACCUGGGAGGAUGGUCGCCCAUCCUGCAGUUCCACUCCGGCUACCAGACGUCAGACUUGGCGCCCGUCGUCAGAAGCCUCCAUCAGAUGCUUUUAGCUCCAGUUGAUGAGAAACUGAAAGCCAUCAGGAACAAAUACUCGCAUAAGGUGUUUUUUGAAGUGGCUUCUCUGCCGUUGGUUGAUAUUGACAUUUUGGAGAAAGCUUUGGCCUCCGAAUGAAGAUGGUAAAACAAAGUCUAAGUUGACAAAAAAUUUCCCUCAGAAAACAAGAAAAAAACUGUACAUAAUUUGUUAAUAUGUUGGAUAUUUAUGUGUAGUUUGACUUCCAGGAAAUGUUGGAAAUAAAACUUUGAUUCGUGUUCCAAAAGUUUAUUUUUAAUAUGGGCAUUUAAUACCAUGUUAGUUUAAUUCUUGCAUACUUUUGAUGGCAUUAUUUUAUAACUUUUUUAUAAGAUGAAAAAAGCAACUUCUUUACUCAGUCUUUUGUAAGCCCCUGCAGGAAGGAGGAAAAAUAAGUGCUCAGAGGAAGUCGGUAAAUGUUUACAUUUACUGCUAAAUUAUGCACUGGCCCAAAGGUUUUCAUAGGUUUGCAUACAUUUGUCCAAGUUAGCAGUGAUGCAUGUGUGUAAUUUCUUAUGUUGUACAGUGUUUUAUCAUGUUAAAUGUCUGUAAACUAAUGUUUUGUAUAAAAGACAACCAGAUGAUGCCAUGCUGCUUUUAAACAGCGGUCAUACAUACUCAUAAAUAAAGAAGUGGUUUUACAUUU